This is a messenger RNA of Musca domestica (house fly), 1317 nucleotides long. RefSeq names its product protein jagunal. Gene Ontology annotation, cellular component: endoplasmic reticulum membrane. Gene Ontology annotation, biological process: endoplasmic reticulum organization; vesicle-mediated transport. NCBI's taxonomy places the organism in Eukaryota, Metazoa, Arthropoda, Insecta, Diptera, Muscidae. The transcript has 3 exons. Bases 257 to 850 code for a protein of 197 amino acids. The record is from RefSeq and is a predicted model, not a curated record.
CUUCAGUCAAUUAUUUUUUUCUUUUUUUGAUCAAAGUUAUAACCACCGAUACCCAGCCAAUUUCAACCUUUUUUUUUGAAAAUUUUUAUUUUUAAUACGAAACAACGACCGUUCCGUUAUUGUGUGAACGUAAAUUAACCAAAGUGCAAUGAUUUGUGAUUGUUAAAAUUAAGAAAAGAGAGAAUCAAAACUAUUGGAUAUAUAUUUUUAACUUAAAAACUAAAAGAAACGACAAAAGCAAAGCAACAACAGAAAAAUGGCAACUCGAGGUGUUGGGCCAGUUGUAGCUGGGACGGAUGGCACUGAUUUCGAAUAUAGACAACGAGUAGCUGCACCGCAUCAAAUUAGCCUGUUAAACAAAUCCCGACUGAAAUAUUGCAUUUUCUUUCAUGCCCUGCUAUUUUUUGUAAUGUUAGCCAAGCUAACAUCCGAUAUUUUGGAUCGUUUGGACAUUUUUGUGUUAGAAAUUGAGGAGCUGGAGGUGCCAGCACCAUUAUGGUGGGAAUACAUAUGGUUGGCCUCGCUGUUGACAUCAUUUGUCGGUCUGUCGGCGGCCCGUGGCAAUAAAAUACGUGACAUGCAAAAGUAUAUGAUUACCCUGGGACUGUUUGGUGUGCUGCCACUGCUCUACUGUUUUGUCUAUUAUUUCGGUGAUGUUUUGGAAUAUCUUAGCCUAGAAGAUAAAUCCGAUUUGGAGGAAACCGAUAUUGUCCUGUGGAGGGGUCUACCCUAUGGCCUAUUGUGGUAUGCUUUCUGUUUUGUGGGUUUCCAAAUACACGGUUUCACUUUGUAUUUCUCCUAUAAUUUGAUCAAAGCCUGGAAGGCACGUUCUGCCCGUAAAUAUCAAUAGAUAUGUUAACAAAUCAUAUUUUCUAUCCAAUUUUUUUAAAUACUCUUGUUGUAAACUAGAAAAAAAAGAAAGAACAAUAUACAACUACGAAAAAAAUUUACAUAAAUUGUUAGACUAUUUUUUGAUGUUUCUAUACAGAUGCAAUUAAAUAACCAUUCAUAUUCAAUUUGAAAUUGGCAAAUACACAAAACUUGUAAUUCGUAAUGGCACAUUUAUUGAUUUAAUAUUAAACGUUAAACGAAAAACAACUAUCAAUUAAAUUGAUUCAAAAUAAAAAAGAAAAUAUCUAUCAGACACCAAGAAAAAAAAACUACUACCUGUUGUCAAUAAAUAAAUCUAUGUGGACACAAAUUUACUUUUCCUAAAUGUUUGUGCAGAAGAUUGUAACGAAAACCAAGAGACAUAUAAAGUUUAAAAUAUAUACAUAUAUUUGUUAAUGUAUUUUAAUAAAGUACUUAAACGCUAUA